AUGGUUGAUGAUAAUAAAAUCAAUUUAACAAUAAUGGAAAAGAUUUUAAAUAGAUCUUUUCCAAAAUGUUGUAAUUUAAAAUCAACUACAAAUCCAUUGGAAAUUUUAGAUAUAUUGUUGUCAACAGAACUGGAGGAAUUACCAUAUGAUGUCUUGUUUCUUGAUAUAGAGAUGCCUGAAUUAAACGGAGUGGAAAUUGCUGGUAAAAUACGAUCAAUUUAUAAAAGAUUUGAUCAGUUGUCUAUAAUUGCAGUUACAAGUUGUUAUUCACCAAGUGAUUUACAAAAAUAUUCACAAGUUGGUAUUGAUUUCACAAUUCCGAAACCAAUAACUUUAGAUCCAAUAACUUUUAAAAGAACUGUAUUGGAGGUGAUGAGUAAAAGAAGAUAG
Hansenula anomala is the source of this 390-nucleotide messenger RNA. RefSeq names its product response regulator. NCBI's taxonomy places the organism in Eukaryota, Fungi, Ascomycota, Saccharomycetes, Phaffomycetales, Wickerhamomycetaceae. Gene Ontology annotation, biological process: phosphorelay signal transduction system. The coding region runs from base 1 to 390 and encodes 129 amino acids. The record is from RefSeq and is a predicted model, not a curated record. The transcript has a single exon.